AUGACUGCACCUGGCCCUUCGCCAGCUUCUGCCGCCACAACGACAGUCUUCUGUGCUGGCGUGCAACGGCAACGCGACCCGCCCGUAUUUCACGGCAAUGACGAGCACGACGUCGAGGUUUGGAUCGUUGAGUACGAACUCGUCAUUCAGGCGCAAGUCGCGCAGGCACUACCACCAUCACCACCUGCCACUACACCGCUGACAUACGCGGCCGUCGCUGCCGGACCACAGGCUCCAUCUGUUUCUGGCGCCUACCGGGCCACCGGGUCCUUCUACACGACGCCGCCGCCGCCCACAGUCUCGGAACCAAUUAAUGGUGUCGUGGACGGAGAGCUACCACACUGGCUCCGAGGAACACUUCUGCGAAAUGGUCCAUGUCUUUCCGCGAUUGGUCCCGACCGCUACAACCACGUAUUUGACGGCCUCGGUUUGGUGAGGCAAUUCAGCAUUGAGAACGGUCAAGUAUUCUACAGAAACCGGUUCCUGAGGAGCCAAUCGUACAUCCGCAACCACAGGGCCAACCGCAUCGUUGUCUCGGAGUUCGGAACUUUGGGUCACCCCGAUCCUUGUGCCUUGUUCGACCGCCUGACCUCUUAUUUCACUGUGGACAUAUCGGAUAAUGCCCUCGUGAAUGUGAUGCCCAUAGGUGAUGAAGUAUACGCCAUGACGGAGUCACCGUACAUGUUCCGAGUGGAUCCCGUUACUCUGGAGACUGUCGAGAAGAAGAAAUUGACGGACUUGGUAGCCGUACAUACCGCCACGGCACAUCCACACCUGGACCCGGAUGAUGGCUCUACAUACAACAUUGGGACAAAGAUGGGACUUCAUCCAGGGUUUGUCCUCAUUCACUACCCUUCGAGUGGCGUGAACGGCGUCAGAGCCGUGGGCAAGAUACCAUUCAGCUCCCGCACGUCGGUUCCCUACGUGCACAGCUUUGCCCUGACGGAGAAUUGGGUGGUCGUAUUAGAACAGCCUCUCGCCCUGCACUUGCCGACUAUGCUUCGGUGUAAGUUACUAGGCGACAAGGCGUACCUGGAUGCCCUGAAAUUCGAUCCGACAAAAGGCGUCCGCUUUCACGUGAUGAACAAGAAAACCGGAGAACUGCACCCAGCCGUGUUCGAGGCCGCCACCUUUUUCAUAUUCCACCACAUAAACGCCUUUGAGCAAGGCGAGGACAUCAUCGUGGAUGCCUGCUGCUUCGACAACGACAACAUCGUGAGGAGUCUAGUCUUCACGGAAACAAAUCCUGGGAAAUUCGAGAUGGCUCACCUUCGCCGCUUCACGCUGCCGCUGAAUCGAGGCGGGAGCGAGGGAACCACCGUCAUGCCGCAGAACCUGGCGAAGGGAGACCUGUACGGCGAGCUUCCUCGCGUCAACCAGAACUAUAAUGGGAAGCCAUACCGGUUCGCCUACUGCACCAGCCAUGUUCCGGGCCAGGAGCACAGGAUGUUUCUGUCCAAGAUUGACGUCACCACUGGCGAGUGGCAACGCUGGGAGGGACAGGGCUGGUACCCGUCCGAGCCUGUCUUCGUCCCUCGUCCCGGUGGCGUCGAGGAGAGACGACGGGGUCGUCCUCAGUUCCCUGCUUCAAGAGGACAACGAAAAGAGACUGGCACUCGUGUGCUGGAAGCACGAAGCUUCCAGCAGUUGGCUAUGGUUGAAUUCGAUUGUCCCUCCUCGGUUCCCGGUGAUUUCCACGGCUGGUUUUUCCAGGACCAAGAGAAGAAAGAGUAG
This is a messenger RNA of Rhipicephalus sanguineus (brown dog tick), 1734 nucleotides long. Its product is annotated as carotenoid isomerooxygenase-like. NCBI's taxonomy places the organism in Eukaryota, Metazoa, Arthropoda, Arachnida, Ixodida, Ixodidae. The transcript is spliced from 3 exons. Gene Ontology annotation, biological process: retinal metabolic process; carotene catabolic process. The coding region runs from base 1 to 1734 and encodes 577 amino acids. Gene Ontology annotation, molecular function: carotenoid dioxygenase activity; beta-carotene 15,15'-dioxygenase activity. The record is from RefSeq and is a predicted model, not a curated record.